Messenger RNA from Glycine soja, 1056 nucleotides. RefSeq names its product thioredoxin-like. Gene Ontology annotation, molecular function: oxidoreductase activity, acting on a sulfur group of donors, disulfide as acceptor; protein-disulfide reductase activity. The record is from RefSeq and is a predicted model, not a curated record. The transcript has 2 exons. Gene Ontology annotation, cellular component: cytoplasm. The coding region runs from base 89 to 637 and encodes 182 amino acids. NCBI's taxonomy places the organism in Eukaryota, Viridiplantae, Streptophyta, Magnoliopsida, Fabales, Fabaceae.
UUUUCGUCUAUUGUUAGUUCAACGCAACACAACACUUUCUUUCACUCCCACAAUUCUUCUUCGUCUGGAGCUGCGAUCCUCUGCUUCGAUGGCCACCGUGCAACUCCAAUCCCUAACCCUUGUUCGCUCCUCCGCACUCCCUUCCGCCACCUUCUCCCCUCCGAUCGCCCUCUCCGGCCGCCGGAACUCCGCCUCGCUGCCGCGCUACGCCGGCCUCCGACUCCGACCCGCCGCCGAGACCUGUUUUCCGACUCGCGCCGCCUUGAGAACCGCUCCUCGCGGCGGAGGCGUCAAGUGCGAGGCAGGAGACACCGCCGUUGAAGUGGCUCCUAUUACUGAUGCAAAUUGGCAAUCACUUGUGCUUGAAUCUGAGUCUCCAGUAUUGGUUGAAUUCUGGGCUCCAUGGUGUGGUCCCUGCCGUAUGAUCCAUCCGAUAAUUGAUGAGCUGGCAAAGGAAUAUGUUGGUAGGCUUAAGUGCUACAAACUCAAUACUGAUGAAAGCCCUUCAACCGCUACUCGGUACGGGAUCCGAAGUAUCCCAACUGUCAUUAUUUUCAAGAAUGGUGAGAAGAAAGAUACAGUUAUUGGAGCUGUGCCCAAGACAACAUUGACCUCAAGCAUAGAAAAAUUCUUGUGAGGUGGUAAGCAAAGGCUUCAGCUGGAAGUAAAGCUAUUUUUCUCGUUAGCUUCCUCUCAUCUAAGCCAAAUAUCUCAAGUUUGGGUGAUUUGUUUCUUAAAUAACCAUUUAUGGUCCUGUAUAAUUAUGGAUCAACCAUAUUUUCUGUGCUGUUUACAUAAUCGUAGUUGUUGCGUAAAGUUGCUAUCUAUUAUAGUACGAUUUAAAAUUCCGUUUACAUCUUUGGCUUCCUGCUCCUUCACCUUUCACUGAACAUUGUAUGGGGUAUAAGGCAAAUUGGAUUAGAUUACUCCCCUAUAAACUUUGGGGGUCUUGCGGAUGUUAAAAAAAAAUGAGGUGUUGGGUUUUGUAAUAUUAUUCUCAAUAUUGUCAAUUUGGGAGUUUUAAGAAUGGCCUUCAACAUCUACAAAUCUUUAGGA